Messenger RNA from Gymnodraco acuticeps, 1636 nucleotides. RefSeq lists its product as uncharacterized. The transcript has 9 exons. The record is from RefSeq and is a predicted model, not a curated record. Bases 327 to 1355 code for a protein of 342 amino acids. Lineage: Eukaryota; Metazoa; Chordata; Actinopteri; Perciformes; Bathydraconidae.
GGGAUGGCAGUAAGACGAUAUGGAUCCGUUCCCAUUGUGCAUCCAUGGGAACCUGCAGCUGUUCCUGCAUCCAGUGGAGGUAAACAGGCUGCCAGCAAAACCAGCGUUACUUAUGGAAGGAGCAACAGCCUGGGCACCAGAGAUAGUGAGACGCGGCCAGUGAUAAUAAGGCUGGUGCUAAUAAAGCUGGUGUUAGUUUGAAGAGAGGCAGCGUCGUCCACCAGGGGCCCCGAGCGGCGUCUCGCCCCGGCAGACAGGCUCUGCGCCUCUGCAGCAGCCGGAACUUGUCGUCCCUCCAGAGCUCCUCUCUUUCUGUCGCGCCCUUCAUGAGAAGCAGCCGCUCUCUCAACAGGCUCGACCAAACACCCACGGGAGAUGAUCCAGAGCAUGCAGUCAAACAAGGACCAACUGCAGCAAAUAAACUGCUGUCUUAUUCGGAGGAGCAGCUCAGGGAUGACGAGGAUCAGUUCGAUGCGGAUGAGGAGGAGCAAAUGAAAGCAAGCAGCUCCUCUGAGCUUCAGGAGUCUCCCUCCUCUGCAUGUCAUCAUACCUGCAACAAAGUAAAGAAACAGACCAUAGAUGGGGUGCAAACGCUCUGUGCCAUGACCUCUAUGCGACACAACUGGGUCCAAGCAAUGUUGAAAAAUGUGAGGCACAGUCCUACCUCUGACGUCACAAGCUCCUUUUCAGAGCAGAAAACUCCCCUAAAAUCACAGCUUCCAGACUCAGCCGAGGGCCCGGAGAGAGCUGAACACCCCGAGCCCAGCAGCAGCGACUGUGCAGAGGAAACACAGGAGCAGCAGAAACACCAGGAGCCCAGCCUGCAGCCGGAGGCAGAGCGGCGUUCUGCUGAUGGAAGCUCUGCAUCGCCUGCCAUCUCCUCCUCUCAUCUGGCCUCCCCCAUCUCACCCUCCGCCUCUUCCGCUCCGUCUCCCAUCAAUCCUCCUGGGCAGGUGGUGGAAGGUAAAGGUGUGACCGGUGCGUCUUCGUGUGUUGAGGGAAGAGCCGGCUCUACUUCCACAACAAUGCAGUCAAAUACUGAGAGCACAAAGGAGAAGGAGAAGCAGCAAACUGCGCCACUUGUCAUAGAGCUGGAGCAAACACAGAGGGAACUCUCUCGACUGCGGCAGUUAAACAGGAAUCUGCGGGAUGAGGUGCAACAAGAGAGAGCGAGGCAUGCAAGUGAAAUGAACGACCUCCUCUCAAACUCCAACUCGUCUUCAGAACAAGCUUUGGUUUUACAGCGUCUUCAUAAGAUUAACCACGACCUGCGCCUUGAGCUGGAGGAUCAGAAGAGCAGCUUUGAAGAAACAAGAGAAGUAGAACUACGGCGAAGGGUGGACCUCUUAGCUUAACAAGCUCAGAUACUGGUCACGGGCGAUGCCACUGCCCUCGCUCAGGCCCGCCUGGAGCAGGACCGGCAGAAGUUCAUGGAGCAGCGGCAGGAGUGGGAGCGCUGCAGGGCCUCGCUGAAGUCCCAGCUGAGUGCCAGUGAGGGACAGAGGAAGGAGGCCGUGUCGCGCUCCACACAGCUGCAGCAGGAGUUGCAGAGUUACCACAGUCUGGAGCAGGAGGCUCAGCGCCUACACAAACAUCUCCAAGAGGUGACCACUCAACUUCAGGCCAAUGAGGAGGC